Messenger RNA from Moneuplotes crassus, 829 nucleotides. Lineage: Eukaryota; Ciliophora; Spirotrichea; Euplotida; Euplotidae. The record is from the annotation of a GenBank genome assembly.
AUGGAGGAAGAAAAGCAGAAAGAAUUAAUCUGGCAGGCAAGGCUUGCCCAGAAGUGUCAAAGAUAUGAAGAUAUGGAAAUGUAUAUCAUCCAAUCUAUAGAAUCUGAGAUGACAGAGAGCACCGAUAUUGAAUCAGCCAAAGAAUUAUCGGAAGAACAAAGGGAACUACUUGCUAUUGCUUUGAAAAAUCCCAUUGGAAAUGCAAAAUAAAGAGCUAAGAAUUAUCGAUGCAAUUAGAAGUGACCCAAAAUUUAACUUUUAUGAAAAAGAGUUGUCAAAAUUUAGAGCUAAAGUUGCUGCAGAGUUCAUUGACAAAUGUAAACAUGGGAUUGAAGUCAUUAAAAAGUACCUUCCUUUCCCAUUCCAAGAUGUUGCUAGAACCAGAAUGGUGUAUCUUAGCACAGAAAAGAUGGAAUCUAGAGUAUUUAUCUAUAAAACUCUGGGAGAUUUUAACCGACAUCUUUGAGGUGUAGCAAUAGGAGAUAGCAAGGUUCAGGCUGCCAAAAAAUCAAUCAAUGCCUAUGAAAUAGCAAGGAAAAUAGGUUCUCAACUUGGAAAGUCGCAUCCUUACAUCAUGUCUCUCAAACUCAACCUUGCAAUCUAUGUUAACGAAAUUUUUAAAGAUAAGAAAAGAUCAAUUGAAGUUGCCAGUAAUGCCUAUGAUGAUGCUCUGAGAGAUCUAAUGUCUGCUAAUAAAUAUAAUCAGAUUCAAGAAACUUACUAUGAAGAAAUAUCUCAUAUUUUGUCACUGCUAAAAGAGCAUAUCAUUUCUUGGAAACAGCAACUUGAAAUUGAGCACACCAAUGAAAAGGAGUCUUACUCUGAUUAA